CAGAGUCGGAAGCAGGCUCCAGGCUCUGAGUUGUCAGCAAAGAGCCUGACGAGGGGCCCGAACUCACAAACCAGGAGAUCAUGACCUGAACUGAAGUCAGAUGCUUACCCAACUGAGCCACCCAGGCAUCCCUCUGCCCACUCUGUUUAUUAAUCAUGGUUCCUAGGGCUUCAGCUUCAAUCCUCUCCUCCCCUCCUGCCUCUCAUCAUUUUUUCUCCCUGCUCCUGUGAUCUAUCUUGUUAUCUUCUAGCACGUUCAGAGUGCCCAGAUCAGUCCAAGACUUUGAUGGAUGCCCGUACAACCAGCAAGAGCCAGUUACAGGGGGCAUUAGAAGUCAAACAGGGACUGCACACUUCCAACCAGGUGGCUCUUUCUCACCUUCUGUGUUCUUCCCAUCCUUGUCGCUGCUGGUCACCAUCCCACAGACCUUCAACUCCAUGGAUAUGUCAAGCCCCAACUCUCUCCAGCUCAGUGAAUGGCACCAUCAUCUCCCAGUUACUCAUGCCAAAAACCUGGGAGUCAUCUAUGCUUUUGUACACAAUGUUCCCUCUGGGCCUGGCACACAGUAGGUGCUAAUAAAUGUCUCUUGAACUGAACUUAAUUCAGUUUUCUCUCUUGGACUCCCAUCUGCCUCUGUCUGUUUCCCUGGGACUUGGUGUCUCUGGCAUUCAAUCUUUAAAUCUCUAAUUUUUCUCUGUCUUCUCAAUCACUACAAUUGAGUUUCUGAGGGAGAAGCUGGGGCUUCUUUUUUUCCCUCUGUCCCUGCCCCAGGGAAUCACAGGCUCGCUGGAAAUGGAGCUGUGGGAGAUGAAGGGAGGAAACCAAUCUUGGGGCCAUGUGGCCCUCAGUCCUAUUUGGAAAUAGGGAAGCAGCUCUACAGCAGCAAGGAUCAAGGUCAGACUCUGGGCUGGCACUGGAAGGAGACAAUCCUUUGAAGACAUAUGCCUUCUAUGAAGAAUUGGGGAGAAAAGGAUCAAGACCCACUGGAGUGGGAGGAAGGAAUCCAGCCUUGUCACAUCAUCCCAUCCCCUUGGUUUUGGAAGUCUUGGAAAGAGUUGGUCUGGAGAAGGAGGACAUUGAUGUGCUCAGUGUACGGCCAGUGGUGAAGAGAUGGCUGCUCCUGUCCCGUGGGCCUGCUGUGCUGUGCUUGCUGCCGCCACUGCUGUUGUCUACGCCCAGAGACACAGUCCUCAGGAGGCACCCCACGUGCAGUAUGAGCGCCUAGGUUCAGAUGUGACUCUGCCGUGUGGGACAGCAAACUGGGAUGCAGCGGUGACGUGGAGGGUAAAUGGGACAGACCUAGCCCCUGACCUGCUCAACGGCUCUCAGCUUGUGCUCCAUGGCUUGGAACUGGGCCACAGCGGCCUCUAUGCCUGCUUCCACCGUGACUCUUGGCAUCUGCGCCACCAAGUCCUACUACAUGUCGGCUUGCCGCCGCGGGAGCCUGUGCUCAGCUGCCGCUCCAACACUUACCCCAAGGGCUUCUACUGCAGCUGGCAUCUGCCCACCCCCACCUACAUCCCCAACACCUUCAAUGUGACCGUGCUGCAUGGCUCCAAAAUUAUGGUCUGUGAGAAGGACCCAGCCCUCAAGAACCGCUGCCACAUCCGCUACAUGCACCUGUUCUCCACCAUCAAGUACAAGGUCUCGAUAAGUGUCAGCAAUGCCCUGGGCCACAACGCUACAGCUAUCACCUUCGACGAGUUCACCAUUGUGAAACCUGACCCUCCAGAAAAUGUGGUAGCCCGACCAGUUCCCAGCAACCCUCGCCGGCUAGAGGUGACUUGGCAGACCCCUUCAACCUGGCCUGACCCUGAGUCCUUUCCUCUCAAGUUCUUUCUGCGAUACCGACCCCUCAUCCUGGACCAGUGGCAGCAUGUAGAGCUGUCAGAUGGCACAGCGCACACCAUCACAGAUGCCUAUGCUGGGAAGGAGUACAUCAUCCAGGUGGCGGCCAAGGACAAUGAGAUUGGGACAUGGAGUGACUGGAGUGUGGCCGCCCAUGCCACGCCCUGGACUGAGGAGCCACGACACCUCACCACUGAGGCCCAGGCUCCGGAGACCACGACCAGCACCACCAGCUCACUGGCACCCCCACCCACCACGAAGAUUUGUGACCCUGGGGAGCUGGGCAGCGGCGGAGGAACCUUGACACCUUUCUCAACCGGCGUCCCUGUGACCCUGGCCCUGGCCGCUGCUGCCGCCACUGCCAACAGUCUCCUGAUCUGAGCCCGGCAUCCCGUGAGGACAUGCCAGCGCACCUGCAGAGGAGCAGGAGGCCGGAGCUGAGCCCGCAGACCCCAAUUUCUAUUUUGCACACGGGCAGGAGGACCUUCUGCAUUCUCUUCAGACAUAAUUUGUAGAGACCCCGGCAGGCCCGGGCCUGCCGCCCCCUAGCCCUGCCACACCACACUGGCCCUCCUCCCUCCCUCGGGAGAGGAGGACCUUGCAGCCAAUCCAUCCACCAAAGACCCACCCCUACCCCCACCCUGGCCCCUUGGGCUGGAACCUCCAACGCCAGCGACUCCCAGGAGCCCUUGGGGGGGGUUCUGAGGGGAUCCCCUCACAUCCAUAAUUUCUCCUCCUGCCCCAGCCUCCUGUCUGUCCCAGGGUCUCUGUUGCCACCAUCAGAUUAUAAGCUCCUGACACUGGGGGGGGCCCAGCCACCCCUUCCCCCCAGUGCCCACACUUUUUCACUCCCCCACCUCUGCCCAUUUUGUACGGCCCUCCCCUUUCCCUGUUCCUACCCCACAGUAUUUAAUGCCCUGUCAGUCCCUUCUAGUCUGACUCAAUGGUAACUUGCUGUAUUUGAAUUUUUUAUAGUUGUAUAUACAGGGGUGGGAGGGUGGGGGGGUUCUCAUUAAACGUCACCAUUUCAUGA
This is a messenger RNA of Acinonyx jubatus (cheetah), 2881 nucleotides long. It is a transcript of the gene CNTFR, whose product is annotated as ciliary neurotrophic factor receptor. The record is from RefSeq and is a predicted model, not a curated record. NCBI's taxonomy places the organism in Eukaryota, Metazoa, Chordata, Mammalia, Carnivora, Felidae. Gene Ontology annotation, biological process: cytokine-mediated signaling pathway. The transcript is spliced from 10 exons. Gene Ontology annotation, molecular function: cytokine binding; ciliary neurotrophic factor receptor activity. Bases 1111 to 2229 code for a protein of 372 amino acids. Gene Ontology annotation, cellular component: ciliary neurotrophic factor receptor complex; CNTFR-CLCF1 complex; external side of plasma membrane.